UUAAUUUAUCCACAAUGAGUGACGAAGAUUGUGGAACUACCGAAGAUGGAGAACAAAACAGCAAUUUCAAUUAUAUAUUAUCAACCUGGAAAAUGUUCAAUGACACAAUGAAACCACUGUACCUCAACAUAGAAAAUUCUGAGCCUCUUCUAGAAAGUGUGAUAAACUUUAUUGAAGAUUCAACUCAAGACUUUUGCCAAUUCUUCAUCGCACCUGUCGAUACUCAAGUAAACAAUCAAAACCAACAAAAAAAAUUUGAUUGUUUUACUACUUGGUUGUUAGGACAUUUCUUCUAUAUACUAGGGUGUAAUUCGCUCCAAAGGUUACAUGAUAAGAGCGUUUCGGCACAGCUUAGAAUUUUGAAUAUCUUGUAUACAAAAGCACCUACCACAUUUGAAUUGAUAGUAAAGGAUUACUACAAAUGUUUUAUACAACUCGCACAAAACAAUUCAAAUUAUCAUUUCACUAAACAACACAUUCGAUAUUUUGUACCUGAUGAAAAUUUAAGCAAAUCAAUUAAUUUAGAUUUAAGUCCGAUUGACUUUAACGUUACUAAAGAAGAGACAAGUUAUGAUCUGCAAGGUCAUCUCAUAACAAUAAUGUCCACUGUGAUGCCUUAUCAAAUUAUGCUCUAA
Molecule: messenger RNA, 635 nt
Organism: Ctenocephalides felis (cat flea)
Lineage: Eukaryota; Metazoa; Arthropoda; Insecta; Siphonaptera; Pulicidae
Exons: 3
Coding region: 15-635 (206 amino acids)
Source: RefSeq, a predicted model, not a curated record